CUUCAUCGUUGGGGGAAGGGGUCCGGGGGGCGAGGGAGAAGGAAGGCCUCGACGUACCCGGCAUCUUGGGCAUUUUGAGAAUUGCCUGGAUUUGCAGAGACCCUUAGCGUUACCUCAUAUCCUUUCGUCUUCUCCCUUGCCUAAGCUUAGCCGUUCUUCCCUUGCGCGAGUCACUCACCUACUCACUCACUCCCUCCCUCAACUCUCUCUCGACACACACUUACACGCACACGCACCCACACCGCCACAUACUCCCUACGACAAUGUCGUCCCGAAGCGGCUCGGGGGAGAAGAAGCCUGCGCGGCAGCAGCAGGUGUACGAGUCGGAUGGCGAGUCUGAGGACUACCAGCCCCAGCCGCAGCCCCGGAAGAAGCGCAACCAGCGAGCGAAAGCCGGCCAGGGCCCCCUCGACAACCUCGCUUUCGACAAUGUCCAGAACACAGCAGGCGGCCUCGUCAACUCGGCGACGGGCGCACUCGGAAGCGUCGCGGGCAACGCCGUCCAACAGAAGGACGGCGGUAAGAGGGACACCCUCAGGCUCCGGUUGGACCUUAAUCUCGACGUCGAAAUCACGCUCAAGGCCAAGAUUCAUGGCGAUCUUGAGCUUGCACUACUGUAAGUCUCAUUGCUUUCCUCGUUCUUACUUUCUUUCCUCCAGAUACCCCUUUUUUUCCCUAUUCCCACCCAAUGCCCCUGGGUUCCUUCCCCCGAGUCUCUUUACAUUUACUCUUCCUCCUUUUUUUUCCCUCCCUCCUUUUUUCCUCCCUCUUCUUUUUCC
Thermothelomyces thermophilus ATCC 42464 is the source of this 779-nucleotide messenger RNA. RefSeq lists its product as uncharacterized. Lineage: Eukaryota; Fungi; Ascomycota; Sordariomycetes; Sordariales; Chaetomiaceae. The record is from RefSeq and is a predicted model, not a curated record. The transcript has a single exon. The coding region runs from base 264 to 620 and encodes 118 amino acids.